Messenger RNA from Lactuca sativa (garden lettuce), 630 nucleotides. RefSeq lists its product as uncharacterized. NCBI's taxonomy places the organism in Eukaryota, Viridiplantae, Streptophyta, Magnoliopsida, Asterales, Asteraceae. The record is from RefSeq and is a predicted model, not a curated record.
AUGAGGCUUCAGGUCGGUUGUCCAAACAAUGAUUUCAAAGAGACAAAAUCAUUUGGUGAUUGGAUUCUUAAAAUUGGUGAAGGUACUAUCGGUGGUCCUAAUGAUGGUGAAAUUGAAGUUGAAUUUCCAGAAGAUGUGAUCAUUACCUCUACGGGUGACCAUAUUCAUUCAAUUGUAUCCUGCAUUUAUUCAUCCUUUCCUAAUCAUCUUGAUGAUCCAUCAUAUUUUCAUGAUAAAGUUAUUUUGGUCCCUACUAAUGAAGAAGUUGAUGCUAUCAACGACUACAUGUUCGAAUUGAUGAAAGAUGAAGGGAAAACAUAUAUGAGUUUAGAUUCCUUAUGUGAGACCGAGGUAGAAGAUUCUUUGGAGGAAUUAGUAUACUCUCCGGAUGUGUUGAAUGCUUUUAAGGCCUCCGGAAUUCACAACCAUAAACUUAUACUAAAAAAAGGUGUUCUGGUCAUGUUGCUUCGUAAUAUUGACCAAACUAGAGGACUACACAAUGGUACUAGAUUACAAAUCGUAAGGCUUGGAAGACACAUCAUUGAAGCACACAUCAUAUCUGGUAGAUUUUUCAACGAGACUACUUAUAUACCUCGCAUGAAGUUGACCCCAUCCGAUAAAAAAAUUUAA